AAGCUUUUAAAUAAGGAAGCUUGAAGCUCAAGAAAGAAUCAUCCCAUGAAUCACUAUAUAUAUUAGCAACCCUGUUAAUGUAGAAGACCUUCCAUGUUCAUCUUAAGAUCAUAACAUGGGAGAAGUGAAGUUGUUUGGAAAUUGGAGUAGCCCAUUUGUUUACAGAGUAAUUUGGGCUCUGAAGCUAAAGGGCGUAGAGUAUGAAUACAUAGAAGAAGAUCUCUCCAACAAGAGUGAAUUGCUUUUGAAGUAUAACCCAGUCCACAAGAAGGUCCCUGUGCUUGUUCAUAAUGGUAAACCAAUUGCGGAGUCGCUCGUUAUCCUGGAAUACAUCGACGAGACAUGGCCAGAGCAUCCAUUGCUACCCAAAGAUGCACAGCUGAGGGCUGAAGCUCGAUUUUGGGCAAAAUUUGCUGAGGAUAAGGGCAUAUGCAUAUGGAGAUUCUUCAGUUCUGUUGGUGAAGAACAGGAGAAGGCCAAGAAAGAGAGCUUGGAAAUGCUGAGAACCAUAGAAGAACAUGGGCUUGCAGAGAAGAAAUUUUUUGGUGGCUACACAAUUGGGUUUGCUGAUUUGGCCUUUGGUUGGAUUUCUCACUGGAUGGGAGUGAUGGAAGAUAUAGUAGGAGUGAAGUUGGUGGAAGCUCAGACAUUCCCUCACUUGCAUGCUUGGGUUCACAAUUUUAAGCAAGUUCCAGGGAUCAAAGAGAACCUGCCUGAUCCUGAGAAGAUGUUUGCCCGUUUGAAAUGCAUCAGGGAGAUGCUCUUGGCAUCUGCAUAACCACCACCGUCUAUUAUGUUUCUGUUCUUCCUAUGGGUUCAGGGUUCUGUUCCAUCUAUCUAUACAUUUUCUAUUUCUUCAUAACCUCUCUCUAUCUGUGUGUGGAAAUGAAGGUUGUGUUUGGUUCCAUUUUAUAGUUGAAAGUUGAAACAGGCACAAUUUGAAAAGCA
Molecule: messenger RNA, 948 nt
Organism: Nelumbo nucifera (sacred lotus)
Lineage: Eukaryota; Viridiplantae; Streptophyta; Magnoliopsida; Proteales; Nelumbonaceae
Product: putative glutathione S-transferase
Biological process (GO): glutathione metabolic process
Cellular component (GO): cytoplasm
Molecular function (GO): glutathione transferase activity
Source: RefSeq, a predicted model, not a curated record